Molecule: messenger RNA, 3325 nt
Organism: Dreissena polymorpha
Lineage: Eukaryota; Metazoa; Mollusca; Bivalvia; Myida; Dreissenidae
Product: RING finger protein 207-like
Exons: 15
Coding region: 1-2475 (824 amino acids)
Biological process (GO): positive regulation of DNA-templated transcription
Cellular component (GO): chromatin; nucleoplasm
Molecular function (GO): ubiquitin-protein transferase activity; zinc ion binding
Source: RefSeq, a predicted model, not a curated record
AUGUCACAGAUUCUCAACAUUGACGACCUGAAGGAGGAAUACCUGUUGUGUGACGUGUGCGGGGACGAGUAUGACGACGAACGCAAGGACCCGCGGGUGCUGCCAUGCCUACACACGUUUUGCACGAGUUGUAUCGAGAGUAUGGUACGAGAUUGGACCAUCAUUUGUCCAACGUGUAGGAUCAAACACAAUGUUCCGGGUGACAGUGUUCGCAAUUUUCCAAAGGAGCACACUCGCCGCAGCCUCCGCGACUUUAUUCGCCUCAAGAGAAAGACGCACAACAUUCCAUGCCGCGACUGUCCAGACAACGGCACUGCCGUCUACUUCUGUAAGGACUGUCAGACGUUUAUGUGCGCAGAGUGUACGCAUGCUCACCUCCGGAACUUCCUCUCGCGUAACCACCAGAUUGCGAACUUCGAGCAACUCCGGAAGUAUGGUCUUGAGACAUUUCAGCGCGAGUUAACAUGCGCGGUUCCGGGUCACGAGGGUCAACCAUUGGCGUAUUAUUGUUCAGCAAAGGUUUGCUCGAAAGCUCUUUGCAAGAUGUGUACAGUUCUUGAUCACGAUGAGACGAAGGGUCAUGUAAUAAAGAAAAUAAACGAAGUUUACGACGAGGAGCGGCAGAGCGUAAACGAGUUAACUAAAAAGCUCGAGGACAAGAUCGCAUUUGCCAAGAACGUUAUGAAGGAGACGGAAGACGAAUUCACGAGUCUGACCACCAAGGAGGACGUGAUGAAGAAGGAAAUCGACAUUGAAAUGGACGCAGGCACAAAAAUGUUAGAAAUUCGCCGCCGCGAGUUAAAGGAUAACCUCAGUGGACGGAUCAAGGAGAAAAAGUCCGUGCUGCAGAAGCAGCGAGACUACCUGCGCUACUACAUCUCUCUCAUGUCGAGCGCACGAGAGUUCUCCUCUCACAGCCUCGUGCACAGCAUGCCAGCCGAGUUCAUACAGCUAACCAACACCAUCACCACACGCCUGAACGAGCUCAAGGACCAGCAUCUGGACGCUUGCCCCUUGGAAAACUCCUAUGUUACUUUUGACCGUAAUGCUAUGGGGCCGGAAUUCAAGAACUUUGUACUCGGGAUGGGCCAGAUCCGCUCGACGGCAAUCUACCCACCGAAGACUUCCGUGGAGACGCUGGAGGCGCCACUGGGCCAGGAGUCGGAGGUUAUCCGAGUCUUCCUCUAUGACGCCAAAGGAAGACCACAGAGGGACAGCUUUGAUGCGAUCUCGGUUGAAAUCAAAGACGGAAAGGGCAACAUUGUUUCAUCAAAGGUCAUCGACGCGAAAACAGUGGACGGUUGUUAUCGGGUAAUCUGCAAACCGACCACGCACGGCAGCCACAAGGCCAAGAUCCGUGUCCUCAAUCGCCCCGUGAACGAGGAAGGCUUUCAGUUCGUGGUUCGAGCGCCGGGGGAAAUCGACAAAAGAUUUGGUGAUAUUCUUUGCAUCGGCUUCCUGUUCGACGCCGAGACUGCCCACCACGAACGCGCCAUAUCUCUGGACGGCCGCAACAUGCGAUCCGAUAUCGAGACGCUACGCCGCGUAGCAGGGCUGCGACUGAGGCGCGACCGCGGCAUAGCCAGGGACAAACGCCGCUUGUUUCCAUGGGAACUGGAGUCGGCGAAGAAGCUGAAGCAGCGCGAGCGAGACAUGGACGACGAUGCCCGGACAAGCAUGAUUCAGAAGUCGGUCAAGAUGGAUUCACGUUUCUCGAAGAACAAAACUGAGGAUAUCGACGAACUAGAUAGUGAGAGGUUCGGCGACCGCAGCAGAGCGAAUACGGACCCCGAGCACUUUACCGAGCAUGAAGAUGAUCCGCGGGCGAGCCUGUCGCGACCAACCCUGAUGCCGGAGAAGUCAAUCUGGUCCAAGAAGCUCAAGAAGUACUCCGGUGUAAUUGGCACUAAGUUCCUGCGCGGUCCAGGAAAGUUUUACUGGGAGGUGCAAGUGUUCUACCGUAUCCAUGUGACGCUGUUGAGGAACGCACUGCUGUUCGAAAUCGGUAUCUCGCGCCUUGACGCAGUGCAUAGCAGCUUCUACGUGGGAAGCCAGACGUUCGCUUGGUCCUUUUCUGCCGAGCGCUGCAAUGACCACAAACAGGUUUGCCACAAGUUUCGCCACAAGAGGAUGUUGUUACAUCACAGCCCGAUCACGAGCGACACCGCUGGCUCAACCCAUCAUGCCACUUACGGCUUCCUAUUGGACACCGUAAAGAGGGAAUGGACUGUGAUUGAUGUUAGUCUGAGAAAGAUGCUAUACUGCUUUCCCAACAUCGAUACAACUGAGCCCCUAUGGCCAGUGUUUGGUACUUACAACCCAUACUCUGUGCACGUGGAACUCACACUGAAAACUGGACGCGACAUCAUGGCCAUCCCAGAUAUACUCAGACCGGGAAGUGGAAAUAAAAGCAAGCCAGGUCCCGCUACCUCCAAAAAAAAGAAGCUGCCGUUUGACGUCACUAAAUCAACUUAAGACAACAAAAAUGCUAAACUACGUCGUAAAAUUUAAAACACAUAAUAAAUCGACUCAAUGAUUUUGUUACGACAUAUUUUAAUAAUGUUGUAUAUUUUUCAAACAUGUGACAAUUUUUACUCAUAUUUAUGUAGACUUUCUUUAUACUGUGUGCGUUUGAAGUGGUAUUUUAUUUUUCUUACGGAUUGAAGAGGGCUUUUAUUAUGAAAAUCUAUGUAACACAAAUGCAUUUGUUUGUUUAUUAGCUUAUUUGAGAACAAAGUGUUUUGCGUGAGCUUUUGUUGUCCAAACUUUCUUAUGGAAUAUCUAUAUAUCGCAGAUACAAUUUGGAGGACCGGAUUGGAAUACUAUGUUUGCCAUCGGUAUAGAUAACUUUGGAUUUUAUAAGUAAAGCAUUGUCUCGUGUUAUUUUGUCAAAACUGAAAUACUGACGAUCUUCUGAUUGGUUUGACACUUCAAUAAUGUCAUCUUCGUUGCAAAUGAGUUGAGCUGCAUAACUUGUCAAAGAUUUUGAUUAUUUAAAGUGAAUUAUUUAAUUAGCUAUAGUACCGUAUCCAUUCAAUCAGGACGGGGAUACAGGGUGCGUAUAGGCAUCUUUGAUGGGCAACGUACUUUAUUUGGGUUUGCAUUAAAUAUUUAACAAUAACAUGGCCAUGUUUAACACGUGUUUAUAAAUUAGACAAACAAUGAAAUUCAUAUACGUUCAUUUUAGUAUGUUUUGUAUUCCCUCAUGCAUGAUGAUAAUUUUUAAUUCUUGUAUAAUUAUAUUUGUUGCAAUUUAAGUUUUAGUGUUGUGAUAAACGAUGUUGUGUAAUAUGGUGAACCGUGUGAUGUUAAGUGUGCCAUUACA